This is a messenger RNA of Rangifer tarandus platyrhynchus (Svalbard reindeer), 573 nucleotides long. The record is from the annotation of a GenBank genome assembly. Lineage: Eukaryota; Metazoa; Chordata; Mammalia; Artiodactyla; Cervidae.
AUGUUUUGUGAAGCCGACGUAUGUCCACACACGCAUAAAGUAUCCCGACAGGCGUGUCCUAUGGCCGAGUGCUGCUGUUUUGUAGCUGCGGUUGUGCCCGGCUGUCCGACCUAUCCCGCUGCUGCUCUGCUGCUCCCUGCAGCAAUCCUCCUGCUGCUGAGGCCACUGCUGUCAGCGUGCUCGUCUUUUGCUGUUACGGCUGCUGCCGGGCUCUACUUCAACAGGCGUAUCAAUAGCAGCAGCAGCAGCGGCAGAAGCAGCAUGAUGAGGAGCAGCACUGUCGGCAGAAGCAGAAGCAGCAGCAGAAGCUGGUGUAGCGCCGGCAGCAGAAGCAGGAGUAGCAGCAGCGGCAGCAGCAAUAGCAGGAGAAGCUCUCACAGCAGCAGCAGCAGCAGGAGCAGUAUUACUACGGCGUGCUUUGACGUCAGCGUGCACGAAGCGUCGCACGACCGGUGCAACAACAACAGAACGACUAAGAACGAACGCUGCGGCGUGAGAAUACACCUAGUUGUGCCGGCUGUGACGGCCACCCCUUCGUCAUAUGUAGUGCUCCUGGUCCGGCAGCGGAUCUGA